Molecule: messenger RNA, 1215 nt
Organism: Striga hermonthica
Lineage: Eukaryota; Viridiplantae; Streptophyta; Magnoliopsida; Lamiales; Orobanchaceae
Source: the annotation of a GenBank genome assembly
AUGAAUACGGCUUGUAGAGCAAAUACAGAGUUGCCUCACUGUGUGACGAGUCAGUUUAACCCGGGCUCGCUCAAGACUCGUAAAGGCAGUUCAUUUAAAGGUUUUUUGCAUUUCUUGCCCAGUAAUUGCAAGAAAGGAGUGCAAAACAAAAUGGGGAGUAAGAAAAAUGGUGUCGUACUUUCGGCUUCGAGCAAUACUAAGAACCAUGUCCACACUGCUGGGGAAGAAGACAAAGACGAGGCGCUUACGUACAAGGAUGCUGGCGUCGACAUUGAUGCUGGUUCAGAACUUGUUAGGAGGAUUGCAAAAAUGGCUCCUGGGAUUGGAGGCUUUGGAGGGCUCUUCCCUCUGGGAGAUUCUUAUCUAGUCGCUGGCACUGAUGGAGUUGGGACCAAACUCAAGCUAGCUUUCGAGACUGGAAUCCACGAUACUAUCGGCAUUGAUUUGGUUGCAAUGAGCGUUAAUGACAUUGUGACUUCUGGGGCAAAGCCUCUGUUUUUCCUCGAUUACUUCGCCACAAGCCGACUUGAUGUCGAUCUAGCAGAAAAGGUCAUCAAAGGCAUAGUUGAUGGUUGCCAACAAUCUGAUUGUGUUCUUCUUGGUGGAGAGACAGCUGAGAUGCCCGAUUUUUAUGCGGAAGGUGAGUAUGAUCUGAGCGGUUUUGCUGUCGGCAUCGUGAAAAAGGACUCGGUCAUUGACGGGAAAAACAUAGAGGUCGGGGACAUCCUAAUAGGUCUUCCCUCCAGUGGGGUCCACUCGAAUGGGUUCUCUCUUGUCAGAAGGGUUCUCGAACGAAGUGGUCUCUCUUUGAAAGAAAAUUUGCCCGGUUCAUCUGUUACGCUAGGUCAAGCUCUAAUGGCACCCACAGUUAUAUAUGUUAAGCAGGUUCUUGAAAUCAUCAGCAAAGGUGGGGUGAAAGGGAUUGCUCACAUCACAGGCGGUGGUUUUACCGAUAAUAUACCGCGCGUUUUCCCAAAGGGCCUCGGAGCCCUCAUAUACGAGGACUCGUGGGCCGUUCCCCCUGUUUUCAAGUGGAUUCAAGAGGCUGGGAACAUAGAAGAUUCGGAAAUGAGGCGGACGUUUAAUAUGGGUGUUGGAAUGGUGUUGGUGGUGAAGGAAGAAGCGGCCUUACGAAUACUCGGUGAUGACCUUUUGAAAAAAUCAGCCUUCCGUAUAGGCGAGGUCGUAUGUGGUGAAGGUGUGAGUUAUCGAUAA